AACUGCAAUCUGUCAGAAAGUAGCUGUGAAGCUCUGGUCUCAGCUCUGAAGUCCAACCCAUCCCACCUGACAGAAUUGGAUAUGAGGUACAACUACCUGCAGGAAACAAAUGUUCAACAGCUUCAGGAUCUGGUGGAGAGUCCACACUGCAAGCUGCAGAUUCUGAGAGGACAGUACUUCACACAGAGAGUCCUGUCUGCAACAACCAGCAAUGGAAUUGAAAAGACUGACCUAUCCAAGGAUAAUAUUCAAGUUGACAGAUCGGAAUCGGAACCCUCAGACUCACAUGUGGACCAGCAGAGCUUGGAAACUUCCAGUGGGCAGUCUGCCCAGCCACAUCAAACACAACAGGACUCCAUAUUUCAGCUACUGGAGGACAACAUUGUCACUUUUGUGAAGAAAGAGCUGAAGAAGAUCCAGAAACUUCUGAGUCAGAGGGACGAUGAGGAGGAGCUGGAGGGUGAGGAAGAAGAGCAGAGGAGCAGCAGAAUGUUACUGAUGAACAUCGCAGAGACCUUCCUGAGGAGAAUGAAGAGGGAGGAAUUGGCUGAUCAACUGCAGAGCAGAUCUUCUGCUUCAAUUUGUCGACAUAAAGUCCAAACAGGGCUGAAACAGAAGUUCUAUAGUGUGUUUGAGGGAAACACAAAAGCAGGAAACCCAACUCUUCUGAAUGAGAUCUACACAGAGCUUUACGUCACAGAGGGAGGAAGUGGAGAGCUGAAUGAAGAACAUGAAGUCAGACAGAUUGAAGCAGCAUCCAGAAAAGCUGUCAGAGCAGAAACACGCAUCAGACAGGAGGAGCUCUUUAAACUCUCACCUGGAAGACAAGAACCAAUCAGAACCGUGAUGACAAAGGGAGUGGCUGGCAUCGGGAAAACAGUCUUAACACAGAAGUUCACUCUGGACUGGGCUGAAGGCAAAGCAAACCAGAACAUCCACUUCAUAUUUCCAUUCACUUUUAGAGAGCUGAAUGUGUUGAAAGAGGAGAAGUUCAGCUUGGUGGAACUUGUUCAUCACUUCUUCCCAGAAACAAAAGAAGCAGGAAUCUGCAGCUUUGAAGACUUCCAGGUUAUCUUCAUCUUUGAUGGUCUGGAUGAGUGUCGACUUCCUCUGGACUUCCACAAGACUUGGAUCCUAAAUGAUCCUAGAAAGUCCACCUCAGUAGCUGAUCUGCUGACAAACCUUAUCAGGGGGAACCUGCUUCCCUCUGCUCACCUCUGGAUCACCACACGACCUGCAGCAGCCAGUCAGAUCCCUUCUAGAUGUAUUGAUAUGGUGACAGAGGUCAGAGGGUUCAAUGAGCCACAGAAGGAGGAGUACUUCAGGAAGAAAUUCAGAGACGAAGAGCAGGCCAGCAGGAUCAUCUCUCACAUCAAGACAUCUCGAAGCCUUCACAUCAUGUGCCACAUUCCUGUCUUCUGCUGGAUCACUGCCACAGUUCUGGAGUAUCUGCUGAAGAGCAGAGAGGGAGGAGAGCUGCCCAAGAGCCUGACUGAGAUGUACAUCCACUUCCUGGUGGUUCAGGCCAAAGUCAAGAAGGUCACGUGUGACGGAGGAGCUGAGACAGAUCCUCACUGGAGUCCAGAGAGCAGGAAGAUGAUAAAGUCUCUGGGAAAAUUGGCUUUUGAGCAGAUGCAGAAAGGCAACCUGAUCUUUUAUGAAUCCGACCUGAAAGAGUGUGGCAUUGAUAUCAUAGCAGCCUCUGUGUACUCAGGAGCGUUCACACAUAUCUUCAGAGAGGAGAGAGGGCUGUCCCAAGACAAGAUAUUCUGCUUCAUCCAUCUGAGUGUUCAGGAGUUUCUGGCUGCUUUUCAUGUCCACCUGACCUUCAUUACAUCUGGAAUCAACCUCAUGGAGGAGGAACAGUCACAAAUCUCUGAAUUGAAACAACCCAGCUCUAUCCAGUUCUACCAGAGUGCUGUGAUGAAGGCCUUACAAAGUCCAAAUGGACACCUGGACUUGUUCCUCCGCUUCCUCCUGGGUCUUUUACUUGAUACCAAUCAGAGUCUCCUAUGUGGUCUGCUGACUCGGACAGGAAGUAGCUCACAGACCAAUCAGGAAACAGUGCAGUUCAUCAAGAAGAAGAUCAGUAAGGAUCUGUCUGCAGAGAAAAACAUCAACCUGUUCCACUGUCUGAAUGAACUGAAUGAUGGUUCUCUAGUGGAGGAGAUCCAACAGUCCCUGAGGUCAGGACGUCUCUCCACAGAUGAACUGUCUCCUGCUCAAUGGUCGGCUCUUGUCUUCAUCUUACUGUCAUCAGAAAAAGAUUUUGAAGUGUUUGACCUGAAGAAGUACUGUGCUUCAGAUAAGGCUCUUUUGAGGCUGCUGCCAGUGAUCAAAGCCUCCAACAAAGCUCUGCUGAGUGGCUGCAACCUGUCAGAGAGAAGCUGUGCAGCUCUGUCCUCAGUUCUCAGCUCCAAGUCCUCCAGUCUCAGAGAUAUGGACCUGAGUAACAACAUGCUGCAGGACUCGGGAGUGAAGUUUCUUUCUGGUGGACUGGAGAGUCCACACUGUGAACUGGAGACUCUCAGAUUGAAGAACUGCAGUUUGUCAGAAACCAGCUGUGAAACUCUGGGCAGAGCUUUGGAGUCAAACCCGUCCAGUCUGACAGGACUGGACCUGAGCAGUAACAACCUGAAGGAUUUGGGAUUUCUUCAUCUAUGUGGAUUUCUGAAGAUACCAGGCUGCAGACUGCAGACUCUCAGGUUGAAGAACUGUAGAUUAUCAGAGAUAAGCUGUAAAGCUCUGGGUUUAACUCUGAUGUCCAACCCGUCCAAUCUGAGAGAAUUGCACCUGAGCCACAACAACCUGCAGGAUUCAGGAAUUCGUCAUCUGCUUGGUUUUCUAGAGAGUCCAGGCUGCAGACUGCAGACUUUGAGGUUGAAGAACUGCAGUUUGACAGAAAUCUUCUGUAAAGCUCUAGUCUCACGUCUAAAGUCCAACCCAUCCAAUCUGACAGAGCUUGACCUGAGAAACAACAAUCUUCAGUACUGCAGACUGCAAACUCAGAGGUCAGUAAAAAGCUGAACCCCCUGAUGGAUAAAAAUAAUCAAUCAGGUAAAGAACUAUGCCAUUUCAGUGGACAAAUUUUCAACAUAUGUAAUUUCAAGGCUGUAAGCUAAUUUAGCUGAUAGCAAGAGUAGAAUGAUGCUGUUCAUCACAGACUGCUGCUUUUCUCUGCUCUGACUGACAAGAUGGCAUCUGCUUGAGCAGCAUGGUCUAAUUCAG
This is a messenger RNA of Oryzias latipes (Japanese medaka), 3228 nucleotides long. The record is from RefSeq and is a predicted model, not a curated record. Lineage: Eukaryota; Metazoa; Chordata; Actinopteri; Beloniformes; Adrianichthyidae.